CCAUGUCCAUGUCAUCAUAACCACACCAGCACACUGGGAACUAAUUGCCCACCUUGUUGGCACUCUCAGGACAGAGAUGAGAACUCACUGGACUAUGGGAGCAACUUUGGAGCAUUGCGGCAGGUAACUUUUUUGGUGCUGAGAUAUUCACUGGGAUUCUGAAAGCCUCAGUUGAAUCACCCAGUCUCCUGUACACUGAAUGGGUUUCCAGAUAUAUUUUAAGGACACCAAAUGGAGCAGGAGAACCUCACCACUACAGUGACAGAUUUUGUCCUCUUGGGCCUCACCCAAAGUCCUGAGCUGCAGCGAUUCCUUUUCAUUGUCUUCUCCAUAGUCUACCUGACAACCUGGCUCGGAAACUUCACCAUCAUCAUCAGUGUGAUAACUGACCACCAGCUCCACACCCCUAUGUACUUCCUGCUGGCCAACCUGGCUUUCAUAGAUAUUAGUGACUCUACAGUCAGUGUGCCAAAGAUGCUCUUGGGUCUCCUCUCCCAGCGCAAAACCAUCUCCUUCAAUGAAUGCAUCCUCCAGAUGUUCUUCUUCCACUUCAUCGCCGGUGCUAUGGUAUUUUUACUUGCAGCGAUAGCCGCCGAUAGGUACGUGGCUAUCCAUAAACCAUUGCAAUAUUUGACUAUCAUGAACUGGGGUGUGUGCAUGGGGCUAGUGGCCGGCACAUGGCUGGGUGGAUUGGCUCACUCUGCUGUUCAAAUUGGAAUGGUCCUCCAGCUACCGUUCUGUGGGCCGAACAUCCUGGACAAUUUCUACUGCGAUAUCCCACAAGUCGUGAAACUGGCCUGCACUGACACCUGCCUGUUUGAGCUGCUGAUGGUCUCCCACAAUGGGGUGAUUGUCAUAAUUAUCUUCAUUCUCCUGCUCAUUUCAUACACCAUCAUCUUAGUCAAGAUCAGGACACACCUUACGGAAGGGAAGCACAAGGCUCUGUCCACCUGCGGAACCCAAAUCAUGGUAGUGUGUUUAAUAUUUGUGCCCUGCAUCUUCAUCUAUGCCCGGCCCUUCCGGAAAUUCCCUAUGUACAAGGUUGUCUCAGUCCUUUACACUAUAAUCCCCCCGAUGCUGAACCCAAUGAUCUACACGCUGAGGAAUGCCGAGAUGAAGAAGGCUAUCAGGAGACUGAUGAGCAGAACGGUCUUUUCAGGGAGGAAAAUAAAGACAUAA
Messenger RNA from Mauremys mutica (yellowpond turtle), 1179 nucleotides. RefSeq names its product olfactory receptor 4D2-like. Gene Ontology annotation, molecular function: olfactory receptor activity; G protein-coupled receptor activity. Gene Ontology annotation, biological process: G protein-coupled receptor signaling pathway. NCBI's taxonomy places the organism in Eukaryota, Metazoa, Chordata, Testudines, Geoemydidae. The record is from RefSeq and is a predicted model, not a curated record. The transcript is spliced from 3 exons. The coding region runs from base 232 to 1179 and encodes 315 amino acids. Gene Ontology annotation, cellular component: membrane.